UGCUGAUGUCGCUUGCCGCGUCUGCCAGCGUCUGCCGCGUGAAAUACCUCGGCAGGCGCGGUAUAACCUGUAUAACCUCAAUUCUUUAGUACCUCAGUCGCAGUUAUCAGAGUUGUCAGUUAUCACGUUAUCAGUUUAAUCAGUAAAUAAUGUCUGCGAAAAUGAAAAUUCAUGAGUGGUUGCAGUGCAUUCAUAUAAUUAACGAACAAAAUGCAGAAGCAGACCGACGUGACAAGCUGCUCGGAUCAUUAGCUUUGUUAUUAGCUAGAAAAAAGAAACGGAUUAACAAAAAAAAGCGUUUCUGGGUUGCGCCAAUUUUAAAAAAACGCUGUGAGUAUGGUUUUUACCAUGCCUUACUGCCAACACUAAAAUUGGAAGAUCUGUCGUUCCAUAAUUAUUUUCGGAUGUCAACCACGCAAUUGGAAGAGUUGUUAGCUAUUGUAGGCCCACAUAUGGAGAAACAAUACGUCGUGCGAGAACCGAUAGGUGCAGCAGAACGAUUGACAUUGACAUUACGAUUUCUGGCAGCUGGUGACUCCAUGUCUUCAAUGAUGUAUCAAUAUUUGAUAGGUUUGACGACUGUAAGCAAUAUUAUUGCUACAACGUGCAAGACUAUUUGGGAACACCUGUGUCCUUUGGUCCUUCCACCUCGACUAUUCGAAGAUGACUGGCGGAGGAUCGCAGAAGAUUUUGAAGAUAUAUGGGACUUUCCGCAUUGCAUUGGGGCAAUCGAUGGAAAGCACGUAACCAUUCAAUGUCCGGACAAUGCUGGCUCCAAUUUCUAUAACUACAAACACAGUCACAGCAUUGUGCUAUUAGCUAUUUGUGAUGCCAAUUACGUUUUCCGGUUCGUCGAUAUUGGUGCAUAUGGCAGACGAAGUGAUGGAGGCAUUUUUCGUGAAAGCCGAAUGGGUCAACAACUUGAUGCAGGGAAAAUGAAUAUCCCAAAAUCGGACAGUUUUUAUAAAGGAGGACCGUCUUUGCCUUACUGCAUUGUCGGGGAUGAAGCCUUCCCACUAAAGUCAUAUUUGCUACGACCAUUCUCUGGAAAGAAUAACUUGUCUGCCGAACAGCACAUUUAUAAUUAUAGACUCAGCAGAGCCAGGCGAGUGAUAGAGAACUCUUUUGGAAUACUUGCUAGCCAGUGGCGAAUUUACCGAAAACCCAUCAUUAGUAGCGUGGAAACUGCUAUGAAGAUUGUGCAAGCUACAAUCUGCAUUCAUAACUGGCUCCGCAAGAGUGACAUCGAGAACAGCUACAUUUUACCAAAUAUGCUAGAUAGAGAGACGGCAGAGGGUGAUCACAUGCAAGGUUCGUGGAGGAUGAUUAUCGAAAAUGGUUGUGCAUUCGGGAACAUCUCCAAAUGUAGCACAAAUACAAGUACUCAAGAUGCUAUGCUCAUUAGAGAUGAAUUUUGUAAAUAUUUCAAUAAUGAAGGCUCAGUGGCAUGGCAAAACGAUCAAUGAUACUAUAUCUGAAUAUUACCUUGUUUCAUUUGUAAUAUAAUUCGUAUAUUAUGUACUCCACAAAAUGUUUUUUUUACCACUAAGUAAUCGUUAUUUGUAUACUACACGUGUAAAAGUAAUAAAUUAUACAUUUAUUAAUUAUAAA
This is a messenger RNA of Temnothorax curvispinosus, 1611 nucleotides long. RefSeq names its product putative nuclease HARBI1. The transcript has 3 exons. Lineage: Eukaryota; Metazoa; Arthropoda; Insecta; Hymenoptera; Formicidae. Bases 150 to 1466 code for a protein of 438 amino acids. The record is from RefSeq and is a predicted model, not a curated record.